AUGCUUGCAGUGCACCUGACGGCGUUUUUCUUCACCAAGCUGAAGGAGGAUCAGAUCAAGAAGGUCGACAGGUUCCUCUACCACAUGAGACUGUCCGAUGAGACGCUGCUGGACAUCAUGGCGCGGUUCCAGGCCGAGAUGCGGAAGGGCCUGGGGAAGGACACCAACCCCACCGCCUCGGUGAAGAUGCUCCCCACCUUUGUCAGGGCCAUUCCAGACGGCACCGAAACUGGGGAGUUUCUUUCCCUGGAUCUUGGAGGGUCCAAAUUUCGAGUCUUGAAGGUACAAGUCUCUGAAGAGGGGAAACGCAACAUCCAUAUGGAGAGUCAGUUCUACCCAACCCCCAAUGAAAUCAUCCGAGGGAACGGCUCAGAGCUGUUUGAAUACAUAGCUGACUGUCUGGCAGAUUUUAUGAAGACCAAAGGGUUGGAGCAUAAGAAACUGCCCCUGGGCCUGACUUUUUCUUUCCCCUGCAGACAGACUAAAUUGGAAGAGGGCAUCCUGCUCUCCUGGACGAAGAAGUUUAAGGCACGGGGCGUUCAGGACACAGAUGUUGUGCGCACGCUAAAAAAGGCCAUGAAGAAGCACAAGAACCUAGAUGUGGACAUCCUGGCCUUGGUCAACGACACUGUAGGGACUAUGAUGACAUGUGCCUUUGAUGAUCCACACUGUGAAGUCGGUGUCAUCAUUGGCACCGGCACCAAUGCGUGCUACAUGGAGGAUCUGAGCAACAUUGACCUUGUGGAGGGCGAUGAAGGUCGGAUGUGCAUCAAUACAGAAUGGGGGGCCUUUGGGGAUGACGGGGCCCUGGAAGACAUUCGCACUGAAUUCGACCGGGAACUGGACCUUGGCUCUCUCAAUCCAGGGAAGCAACUCUUCGAGAAGAUGAUCAGCAGCCUGUACCUGGGAGAACUCGUCAGGAUCAUCUUGCUAAAGAUGGCUAAGACUGGCCUCCUGUUCAACGGCAAGAUCUCCUCUGCUCUGCACACGAAGGGCAAGAUCGAAACCCGCCAUGUGGCUGCCAUGGAGGAGUACAAGGAAGGCCUUGCCAAUACCAGAGAGAUCCUGACCGACCUGGGCCUGGAGCCCUCAGAGGCUGACUGUGUUGCUGUCCAGCACGUUUGCACCGUGGUCUCCUUCCGCUCAGCCAGCCUCUGUGCAGCUGCCCUGGCCGCCAUCCUGGCGCGGCUCCAGGAGAACAAGAAGGUGGCACGGCUCCAGACCACAGUGGGCAUGGACGGGACACUCUACAAGAUCCACCCACAGUACCCCAAGCGCCUGCACAAGAUGGUGAGGAAGCUGGUCCCCAGCUGUGAAGUCCGCUUCCUCCUGUCCGAGAGUGGCAGCACCAAGGGGGCAGCCAUGGUGACCGCGGUGGCCUGCCGCCUGCAGGCCCAGCGGAAGCAGAUAGACCAGGUGCUGGCUCAGUUCCGGCUCACCCACCAGCAGCUUGCGGGCAUCCGGGACAAGAUGCGGGGAGAGCUCGAAUAUGGGCUGAAGCGAGACACACAUGGGAAGGCCACUGUCAAGAUGCUGCCCACCUACGUGUACGGGGUGCCCGAUGGCACAGAGCAUGGAAAGUUCCUCGCUCUGGACCUGGGGGGAACCAACUUCCGGGUGCUGCUGGUGAAGAUCAGAAGCGGGCGAAGGUCGGUGCGAAUGUACCACAAGAUCUUCGCCAUCCCACUGGAAAUCAUGCAGGGCACAGGCGAGGAGCUGUUCGACCACAUCGUGCAAUGCAUCGCCGACUUCCUGGAGUAUAUGGGCCUCAAGGGGGCGCAGCUACCCCUGGGCUUCACCUUCUCCUUCCCCUGCAGCCAGACCAGCAUCGACAAGGGAAUCCUCAUUGGCUGGACCAAAGGCUUUAAGGCCACCGACUGUGAGGGGGAGGAUGUGGUGGACAUGCUGAGAGAAGCCAUUAAGAGGAGAAAUGAGUUUGACCUGGACAUAGUUGCCAUUGUGAAUGACACUGUGGGGACCAUGAUGACCUGUGGCUACGAGGAUCCUAACUGUGAGAUCGGCCUGAUUGCAGGAACGGGCAGCAACAUGUGCUACAUGGAGGAGAUGCGGAACAUUGAGGUGGUGGAAGGAGAUGAAGGGAAGAUGUGUAUAAACUCCGAGUGGGGAGGAUUUGGGGAUAACGGCUGUCUGGAUGACAUCCGCACACAGUACGACAAGGAGGUGGACGAGGGCUCCUUGAAUUCUGGCAGGCAGAGGUACGAGAAGAUGACCAGUGGCAUGUACCUGGGGGAGAUCGUGCGGCAGAUCCUCAUUGACCUGACCAAUCAGGGCCUUCUCUUCCGCGGGCAGAUUUCAGAGCGUCUCCAGACCAGGGGCAUCUUUGAGACCAAGUUCCUGUCCCAGAUUGAAAGUGACCGGCUGGCCCUCCUGCAGGUCCGGAGCAUCCUGCAGCAGCUCGGCCUGGACAGCACCUGUGAGGACAGCAUCGUGGUGAAGGAGGUGUGUGGGGCCGUGUCCCGGCGUGCGGCCCAGCUCUGUGGCGCUGGCCUGGCCGCUGUGGUUGAGAAGAGAAGACAGGACCAGGGGCUGGAGCACCUGCGAAUCACCGUGGGCGUGGACGGCACCCUGUACAAGCUGCACCCACACUUCUCUCGGAUCCUGCAGGAAACCGUGAAGGAGCUGGCGCCGCAGUGCGACGUGACGUUCAUGCUGUCGGAGGAUGGCAGUGGGAAGGGAGCUGCUCUCAUCACCGCCGUGGCCAAGAGGUUACAGCAGGCGCAGAAGGAGCACUAGGGGCCUGCAGGGCGGGGCAGGACGGCCCUUGGAUACUGACCAGCGUUGCCUCUGGCCGAUGAAUCCAUUAAGAAGCCACAAGCAAGCUUCU
Sorex fumeus (smoky shrew) is the source of this 2845-nucleotide messenger RNA. It is a transcript of the gene HKDC1, whose product is annotated as hexokinase domain containing 1. Bases 1 to 2754 code for a protein of 917 amino acids. The record is from RefSeq and is a predicted model, not a curated record. Lineage: Eukaryota; Metazoa; Chordata; Mammalia; Eulipotyphla; Soricidae. Gene Ontology annotation, molecular function: ATP binding; D-glucose binding; glucokinase activity. Gene Ontology annotation, cellular component: mitochondrion; cytosol. Gene Ontology annotation, biological process: glucose 6-phosphate metabolic process; glycolytic process; intracellular glucose homeostasis. The transcript has 18 exons.